Hippoglossus stenolepis (Pacific halibut) is the source of this 2257-nucleotide messenger RNA. It is a transcript of the gene camk2a, whose product is annotated as calcium/calmodulin-dependent protein kinase II alpha. The record is from RefSeq and is a predicted model, not a curated record. Gene Ontology annotation, cellular component: neuron projection; cytoplasm. The transcript has 18 exons. Gene Ontology annotation, biological process: protein phosphorylation. Gene Ontology annotation, molecular function: calcium/calmodulin-dependent protein kinase activity; calmodulin binding; ATP binding. Bases 230 to 1726 code for a protein of 498 amino acids. Lineage: Eukaryota; Metazoa; Chordata; Actinopteri; Pleuronectiformes; Pleuronectidae.
UGAGUGUCUGAAAGCGUCACUCAGUCUCUCUCAGAUCAGGACAGAGACACACUGCUCUCCUCUUCUCUCCAUCAUCCCUCCAUCUUCCUCCUCCUCCAUCCAGAACUCUCUCUCUCUCCAUCUUGUGUCCUCUCUCCUCCACCCUGCAGACAGGUCGAACUCUUCAUCAGCACCAUCAUCAUCCUCCGAGGAACAGGGAGCCCUCUGACCCUAGCCCCGCCGGGUCACCAUGGCAACGGUCAUCUGCACUCGUUUCACCGAAGAGUUUCAGCUGUACGAGGAGCUGGGCAAGGGAGCGUUUUCGGUGGUGCGGCGCUGUGUGAAGGUGUUGUCCGGUCAGGAGUACGCCGCCAAGAUCAUCAACACCAAGAAACUGUCUGCCAGAGAUCAUCAGAAGUUGGACCGUGAAGCUCGGAUCUGUCGUUUACUUAAACAUCCAAACAUUGUUCGGCUUCAUGACAGCAUCUCAGAGGAGCUACAUCAUUACCUCAUCUUCGACCUGGUCACAGGCGGCGAGCUGUUUGAAGACAUCGUGGCCAGAGAAUAUUACAGUGAAGCUGAUGCCAGCCACUGCAUCCAGCAGAUUUUGGAGGCGGUGCUACACUGUCACCAGAUGGGCGUGGUCCACAGAGACCUAAAGCCAGAGAACCUGCUGCUGGCCUCGAAGUCCAAAGGUGCGGCUGUGAAACUGGCCGACUUCGGCCUUGCCAUCGAGGUGGAGGGAGACCAGCAGGCCUGGUUUGGCUUUGCAGGGACUCCAGGUUACUUGUCUCCAGAGGUUCUAAGGAAGGACCCGUAUGGAAAAGCAGUCGACCUCUGGGCCUGUGGUGUGAUUCUCUACAUCUUAUUGGUCGGUUAUCCUCCGUUCUGGGAUGAAGAUCAACAUCGUCUCUACCAGCAGAUUAAAGCUGGAGCUUAUGAUUUUCCGUCUCCGGAGUGGGACACGGUGACUCCUGAAGCCAAAGAUCUCAUUAAUAAGAUGUUGACCAUCAAUCCGGCAAAACGCAUCACAGCUGCAGAGGCCCUCAAACAUCCGUGGAUCUCACAUCGCUCCACGGUGGCGUCCUGUAUGCACAGACAGGAAACCGUCGAGUGUCUGAAGAAGUUUAACGCCAGGAGGAAACUGAAGGGGGCGAUUCUGACCACCAUGUUGGCUACCAGAAACUUCUCAGGAGGAAAAAGCAACAAGAAGAACGAUGGAGUCAAGGAAUCAUCAGAGAGUACGAACACAACUAUAGAGGAUGAAGACACCAGAGUGAGGAAGCAGGACAUCAUUAAAGUCACGGAGCAGCUCAUCGAGGCGAUCAGCAACGGAGACUUCGAGAGCUACACUAAAAUGUGCGACCCAGCUGUGACGGCGUUCGAGCCCGAGGCGUUGGGGAAUCUGGUGGAAGGGCUGGACUUUCACCGCUUUUAUUUUGAAAACUUGUGGUCUAAGAACAGUAAACCUGUCCACACCACCAUCUUGAACCCUCACAUCCACCUGGUCGGGGACGAGGCCGCCUGCAUCGCUUACAUCAGAGUGACUCAGUACAUCGACGCCAACGGGACGCCUCGCACCGCCCAAUCAGAGGAGACCAGGGUGUGGCACCGUCGCGACGGCAAGUGGCAGAUCGUCCACUUCCACCGCUCAGGCUCCGCCUCCACGCUCAGCAAGUAUGAACAAGUUAACUUCCAGAGUGGGCGGGUCUUUGAUGGGGCCAGCGUCACCUUGACAACAGAUUGAUUGACAGCAGACCAGGCAGGACUUUUAGAAGUUUGAUAAAAACCAAAAGGAGGAGGAGACAUGGGCGGGGCUUCCUGCAGUGAACUGCACAAUCAAUCAACCAAUCAGCUUCCUCUUUUUAGCUUGUUUGGACUCUGUUACACCCUUGUGAUCAACCAAUCAGCUGCCCAGCACAGGGUCUGUGAAGGUGUGGAAACCUCGUAUCUCAUCAACAUCUGAUCGAUGAUCAAUAAUAACGACGAGUUUAACAUGAAAUAUUUUCCGACAUUUGAAGAAACUGUUCGUCAUCACGAGGCAGCGUUUCAUCAGUUUCCUGUUCAGUUCAUAAAAAGACGGAAACAUGGAAAUAUAAUGUCAUAAAUGAUAAGAAGAAUUAAUCAAUGAAUAAUAAUUGUUUUUAAAUUCACCUUGAUUGAAAGAUAAGGUUUUUUGAUCAUCAGUGGUUGAAUGUUUCCAAGGAGAUAUGAGGUUUCCACCUGAACAUAAAGAAAACGACAUACACAUCAUAUCAUACGAUAUCAUUAAAAACAU